Drosophila busckii is the source of this 2616-nucleotide messenger RNA. It is a transcript of the gene Mnt, whose product is annotated as serine-rich adhesin for platelets. NCBI's taxonomy places the organism in Eukaryota, Metazoa, Arthropoda, Insecta, Diptera, Drosophilidae. The coding region runs from base 90 to 2567 and encodes 825 amino acids. Gene Ontology annotation, biological process: regulation of transcription by RNA polymerase II. Gene Ontology annotation, molecular function: DNA-binding transcription factor activity, RNA polymerase II-specific; RNA polymerase II cis-regulatory region sequence-specific DNA binding; protein dimerization activity. The record is from RefSeq and is a predicted model, not a curated record. The transcript is spliced from 7 exons.
UGUGUGUGCUUUAUACGUAGGCGUGCGUGUGUGUGUAAGUCUGUGUGUGUUUGUGUGUGCGUGUGUGUGUGUGAGGCGCGGUGGCGGCUAUGUCAGGGGCAGGGUCCAUAACUAUAUUAUUGCAAGCUGCUCGUUUCAUUGAGCAGCAGGAGGAGCUUAACGGCUACAGCAACUUCAGCAGCAGCAGCAAAGGUGUUGCUAGCAUUAACAACAACAAUGCCAGUCAACAUAAUAGAAACAAUACAACAGCCGCAGCCGCUACAGCAACAGCAACAACACCCGCCAAUUUAAACGGUUUAACUAACGGCAAUGUUGCAGCCGCCGUCUCAGCAGCAGCAGCAGCAGCAGCAGCAACAUCAAUUGGCCAUAGUAACGGCAAUGGCCACAACAACAGCAGCAGCAGCAACAGCAACAGUCCACGCGCUCAUUCAGUGUUAGCCCACGAUUAUGAAUAUGCCAUUGCCAAUGCACACCAGCUGGAGUCAGCGUCGGCAGCAGCAGCAGCAGCGGCAGCAGCAGCAGCAGGACGACGCAACAGCGAGGGUCGCCACAAUGCUACGGAGGAUGAACAAUCCUCCACAAACUUGAACUCUUACUCCCAACCACAACAACAACAACAAGUAGUAGUAGCAGCAACAACAACAGCAGCAGCAAUACCAACAACAAUUAAAGUUAAUGGCGCUGUACGCAUUGCUGCCGCAGCGCUGCCGCUGCCGCUGCUCGAUGAGAAUGGGGGCGUGGUCACGACGUCCAGUUUAAAGCAUAAACUGUCCGCUGGCACUGUUGGCAGCGAGCUGGCUCGCAAGUAUUUGAUGCGCACUGAUCCGAAAGGUGUCAGUGCCACGCCCACAUCAGUCAACAACGCUGGCAGCAUAGCAGUGACGACAGCGACAGCGGCAGUGACGCCUCAGAGCUAUUUGUUAUUCCAUCCUGUGGGCGCAACGACGACGUCGACGUCCGCACAGGCGGCGACGGCGGCGGCGCAAGCGCGCGCCACACGCAAAUCAGCCAUACCCCUUACACCGCCGCCCAUGGCGACGCGCAAAUUGGAUGAAACCCAUGCCCGCAUACGCUCAUUCUCAAUGUCCUCCCAUAAAUUUGCAGCAGUCGGACCGCAGAGCUUUUAUCUGGGCAGCGCCGAGGAUGCGCAUAUGAGCGACGCGGCCGCCAUCGACUCCAAUGCUCUGGCCUAUUGCGCCGCCUUUCGUCAGAGUCUCAGCGCCCAGGCAUCGCCCGCCGUAGCAGUUGCCUCAUGCUCCGCCGGGCCAUCAAUGUCGGUCUCGGCAUCGGCGCCCAUAACUGGAUCUCAGCUGAGCGGACACGGCGCACGCAGGCGCACCAUAAGCUCGAACAGCAAUGGCGCACAGGGCACACGCGAGGUGCACAACAAGCUGGAAAAGAAUCGGCGGGCACAUCUGAAGGAAUGCUACGAGAAGCUAAAGAAUCAGCUGCCGCUCAAAGAGGAGGAACGCAAAAAGACAUCAAAUCUAACAAUACUCGAUAAGGCGUAUAAAUAUGUUGAGGAACUAAAGCAACUCAAUCGGGAUGUGGAGGUUCAGUAUGAGCUUGAGGCCAAGAAAAAGAUUGACCUACAGAAGCGUUACAACAGCCUGCGACGUGACACAGAUCAGAGCAUUCCAGAGCAUAAAGAUGUUAACGAAGCUGUUUGUCUGACAACCAACAACAACAACAGCGCCAGCACCAGCUCCUCAUCGUUAUCGACAUCGCCAAGCGGAUCAGGAGCAGCAGCAACGGUAUCAGCAGCUGUGCCCAUUGCCAAUCGCAAUCUUGCAGCUGCCGCCAUACUUUUUGAUGCUGCCACUGCUUUGGUGGAGAAUGCAGCUGCAGCUUCGCCAGCUGCUGCAGCCGUUUGGACGUCAACUGUGAUAAGCAAAAGCAACGCUAGCAAACAUAACAUCAUUAUCAACAACAAUAACCACAACAACAACAACAACAAUGUUACCUCCGGUGCUGGCAGCUAUAAUCAAAAUUCAGCUGUUGUUGCUGCCGUGCCAACUGCAACAUUGCUGAAUCCCGUUGCCGCCGCUGCUGCUGCCUUGCUCAAGGCCAAUAUGCUGGCGGCAGCCAAUGGCUCUGGCUCCGGCUCCGGCUCCGGCUCCAGCACGAGCUCAACGCAAAGCAGUCCCGCUAGCAGUCCCACUGCUUCUAUCAAUACCACACAUGGCAUACGUGGCUCGCCCACACCCUCGACGCCAUCGCCCUCACCCAGCAGCACAUCCAGCGGCGUUUCCUCAGCGGCUUCGUUUAUGGGCUUCAAAAAUAGCUCAAGCUCCUCCUCAUCCUCCUCCUCCUCAUCAUCGUCGUCGUCGUCGUCGAGCUCCUCCAGCAGCAGUUCCUCCUCGCCGCCCAUGCCCAUGCAGCAAAGCCAGCAGCAUCAGGCUCAUCUACUCAGCGCCGCUGCCGCCGUCGCUGCGCCCCCACGCAGCGCCAACCUCAAGUUUCAACCAGCAAGUCAGCCGGUGGCAACGUCUAAUGCUGCUUUUCAUCAGUCCGACAAGGAGCGGAAUUAUAAUUUUUUAAUGCGCAGCGGUACGGCGGCUCAAUGAAGCAACAGCAACAACAACAACAAAACAAAACUGAAUUGUGUGCAACAAC